Scatophagus argus is the source of this 3421-nucleotide messenger RNA. RefSeq names its product transmembrane protein 175 (gene tmem175). Gene Ontology annotation, molecular function: proton channel activity; potassium ion leak channel activity. The coding region runs from base 1 to 1707 and encodes 568 amino acids. NCBI's taxonomy places the organism in Eukaryota, Metazoa, Chordata, Actinopteri, Scatophagidae. The transcript is spliced from 10 exons. Gene Ontology annotation, cellular component: lysosome; endosome. The record is from RefSeq and is a predicted model, not a curated record.
AUGGGGGAAAACGACGACAGCGACAUAAUAGAGCACCAUGUUGAGGAGGAGAUGGAGAAGAAAGGCACGCGGAGUCACGCCGCCUCCUCCUCUUCGUUCCCCGAUAGCGUCACUGCGUCCGAGAGAGAGGGCCACAGCGGCACCCAGUCCUCGCACAGACUGCUGGCUUACAGCGAUGCCCUCAUCUCCAUCAUCGCCACCGUCAUGGUAAUUCAGCGAGCUUCAUACCUGAGGAUCUGGUUAGUGGGCAGCGUGGUGGUUUGUACUGCAGAGACGUCUAACCACGUGACGGGAGCGAGGACGGAAGCAUCAGUAGCAUCACUUCAUAGUUAUUCACACAUCAGAAUAUUACCUGUCGCCCAUACAAAGAUGGAAGAUAAUGAGGAGCUGAGAGAGAGUGUUCAGCUUCUGCUUACAACAAAAAUUGCUGUUUACUUAAUGACAUUCCUGAUUGUAACUGUUGCUUGGGCUUCUCAUAUCAGGUUAUUUCAAGUAAUUGUACGCAUUGACGAUUGUCUUGCCCUGCUGAACCUUGCCUGCAUGAUGCUGAUAACCUUUCUACCGUACACAUUCUCCCUCAUGGCAACCUUCCCUGAGAACGUCCUCGGGAUUUUACUCUUCUGUGGUUGUGUGAUGGUCAUGGGUGUCAUUCAGUCGGUGAUUGUGGUGUACGCCUUCAGCCGUCCCUUCCUGCUGAACGAACAGAUCCAGAUCUCCGAGAACCAGACCUUCUACAAACACCACAUCCUCAAAGUCAUCAUGCGGGUUCCCCUCAUGUGCCUCUUUGCCAGCAUAUUCUCCUUCAUCUUCUUCCAGCUGUCUUAUGUGUUGUUGGCGAUUGUCAUCUUCCUGCCAUACAUCUCCCAGUCUUUAAAGUGGUGUCGCAGCAAAGCAAUUGGUCAGGUGGAGGAGACUCCUGACUCCAUGUUGUUCUACACCUACCUACCCAAUGAGCCUCUCAGCAAGGAGCGAGUGGAGGCUUUCAGUGAUGGGGUUUAUGCCAUUGUAGCAACACUCCUCAUCCUUGAUAUAUGUGAGGACAAUGUUCCAGACCCCACCGUUGUGCAGAAGCGGUUUGGCGGCAGCCUGAUAGCAGCUCUUCAAGUCUAUGGCCCAGAGUACCUCGCCUACUUCGGUUCAUUCGUCACCGUCGGCCUCCUGUGGUUUGUGCACCACUCGCUCUUUCUCCAUGUCACCAAGGCGACACGUUUCAUGGGCCUGCUGAACACCUUCUCACUGGCAUUUGUUGGAGGCUUGCCUUUAGCCUACCAGCUGACACAUGAAUUCCCACACAACUCUCGCAAUGAACUGGAAGCCAUUCAGAUUAGCUGUGUGAUCAUUUUCUUUGCAGGUAUAUUUCAGCUCGCUAUUUGGGUAGUCGCUCUUUAUAACGAAAAAGAAACUCUGCACCCUUAUGUACGUUAUGGUGGAUGCGAGCACGUGUUUAUGCUAGCCAAAUUGUCUCUGUAUCCCUGUGUAGCUCUGGGGACAUUUUUCCUCACCUGUAUUUUGAGUAAAUUUAGUGCCCCAAUUUUCCACCUGAUGGAGAUUACAGUGCCUUUUGCUUUUCUUGUGUUGAGGCUGUUGGUGCGUGUUGGACUAGCUCUGCUACGGCUCAUUUUCUGCCCCGACAGGCGCGACCCCAGGUCUGUUGUGGAAGAGGUAGACGACGAGGCAAGAGUGCCAUUCAACGCUGUGGUUACUUAGCUAGCUUGAAGGGAAGUGGUUAGAGAAAAUUAAAUUAACUGACAGAGGGGUGAAGCAUUAGUAAAAUGCCUGAUCUCUGAAAUGGUUACUCUAAGGCUUUGAAUUGGAAACCACCACAAGGAAAAGAAGAUGGCUCCCUUUUCAACACUCAGACUGGUGUGAAUCUACAGAAGGAAUCACUGCUAAUGGGAUUUGUUGUGACCUCACAUGGUGAAGGCAAGGUAUAGAAGGUGUAGAGAUUUAGAAAACAUGCAGGCAGUGAAGAAUAUCGACAGCCAAAGCCUAGCCAUUCAUUUAAAAUAUUGUAAACAAUAACUUGAAGGGUAUACUAAUGUUACUUUUUAUUGGUUAAUAAUGAAAACAAUUAUCUUCAGGGACUGCAAAGCUUAGUUUCAAAUGAUCCAGACGGAGUUUCCCGCCUUGAUUCAGAAGUCCCAGAGUAACAAAAGGUAUAAAAUGAGAACAGCUAAUUUUUGUUUUCACUGAUGCCUUGAAAUCUCAGUCCGUCCAUCAGCUAGUUUUAAUUCAGCCAUGAUUAUUAUUAUUAUUAUUAUUAUUAUUAUUUUUUACCGAGACAAGAUUUUCUUAAUAUGUUCAGACAAUUACAGAAAUUCAUACAUGAGAGCUGAUGGCAGAAGGAUUUCAGUACUUUGUGUACUUCCAUUUUUGACAAUGACAAGUUUGUUUUCUCGUUUCUUGUCUCCCUUUCCCCCAGUAUACAUGCUGAGGUUUAUCUGUGAGCAAAUAAGCAUGGGUUUAAGUCUGUAGUUUUCAGCACUUUAAACACUGGACUGAUACGGCCAUAAAAUUUCAAAUUGCACUUUUUUGAAGUAUUUUGAUUCAGAUAUUUGUGUGUGUUGCCUACUGGAAUGUAAUAUCACCUUUUUGAAUAUGUUCCUGUGCUGUUAUAUUUCUACCAUUCUCAAAUGACCCCUAAAACCUUAUGUUUAAAAGUAGAAAAGGGCCAGAUUGUGCAAUGCUGUUUUUAGUUCAAGUGAUAAUGAUUUUAGGUUGAAAAUUCUGUUUUUAGAAAAUAAUGUCAACCCAAUGUUAAUAUAUUGUCAUCUGAACGAAUCAGUUAAAUCAAAACUAUCAUGCUGUUGGCACAGAGAGGUUUGUACAGUCAGGUGUGGUAUUUGUCCAUUUGUCCAGAAGGGGUCGUUGUUUUUUCUGUUAAAGCCAUUUUGAUCACUGUGAUAAUGAUGUGCUCUGCUGUGACGUACAGUUAUGUGUGUUUGAUACUGAUUCAAAGGGAACUCAUAUCUGAGAUGCACUUUAAUGGAAAGCUGUCAGGUGAUGGAGAAGCUGAAAGCUAAAAGAAUAACGAUGACAGAAAAAUGUGUGCUUAAACAAUGUGUGCAUGUGGGAAGCUUGUUGUGAUUGUGAUUGGUUGGACACUCAUUUCUUUCUUGCUUGUUUUUAGUCUGUGAAGAAUGACUGAACAGAAGCUUCCAACUUCAAGUAAUAUUUUUAUUUUGUUUGUUGCUUGUGAGGAUACAUGCCUGACCCUGUAUGUAUGUUAUGGUUUAGUCGACACUCCUCCAACAUGAUGGCUUCCUUGGUUCUCAGUGCAGGUGUUGUCUGUUUCUAAUAGCUACAUGAGUGCAAAUGCUGCAUUCACUGUUUUACACUGUGCAAAAUCUUUUUGUUUUAAAUGUCAUAUCACAAACUGUCAAGCUUUGCUUUGUGAAUAAAUGUGAAGUUCAGCAUAAAA